AUUUAUUCCGAAAUUUCGGUGGAUGGAAAAGAUGAAAUUUGUUUUGUUAGGGCUUCCUGUCCUACUAACACUUCGUACUGUGUACGCUGACAAGCAAUUCAUAAUCCCACCAUUUCUACUGGGCGCACCGGAAUCAGAAGUGAUAGAGAUGAAAGAACUGCUUCGAAAAAACGCCGACAAACCGGAUUUUCAGAUGGAAGCAGUAGUGGAGCAAUGGGUGAAAGCAAAAGGCGGUGUGAUUAAGGAAAAAUAUGAUCAAUUUAAAGCCAACAUGCAGUUAAUGCAUGAGAAGGCAACUUUAUUGAGAGAAGCAAUGGCUAAAAAUUUGUCGGCAGAAGCCAGAAAAGCAGAUGAGGAUUUGGCCAACAUUGGCAACGAUCGAACAUUGUCUGCACAACAGAAAAAAGAAAAAUUUGAAAAAUAUUUAGCAAAUUUACCCUUAGCAGUGAGAAACGAAUUGCAAGCAGUAUUUUACACCAAAUUUUAAAGAUGAGCACAAUUUGAUGCGCUGAUACAUUACAAUGUAAGCUAUCAGCAAAAAGAUAAUAAACCAGUUUUUGCGCACAUUCAACUUGUAUCACAUGUUAAACAAUGCAAUAAAAACCGAAAUAUGCAAUGAUAUGAUUA
Messenger RNA from Loa loa (African eye worm), 627 nucleotides. RefSeq lists its product as hypothetical. The record is from RefSeq and is a predicted model, not a curated record. Lineage: Eukaryota; Metazoa; Nematoda; Chromadorea; Rhabditida; Onchocercidae. Bases 23 to 487 code for a protein of 154 amino acids. The transcript has 3 exons.